This is a messenger RNA of Exaiptasia diaphana, 4182 nucleotides long. RefSeq names its product vesicular inhibitory amino acid transporter. Lineage: Eukaryota; Metazoa; Cnidaria; Anthozoa; Actiniaria; Aiptasiidae. Gene Ontology annotation, cellular component: vacuolar membrane. The transcript has 3 exons. Gene Ontology annotation, molecular function: amino acid transmembrane transporter activity. Gene Ontology annotation, biological process: amino acid transmembrane transport. The record is from RefSeq and is a predicted model, not a curated record. The coding region runs from base 202 to 1650 and encodes 482 amino acids.
CAUCUAUUUUGAUAAACCGUAUAUUUAUUAUUAAUCAAUUGUUUUCGAAGCCUAUUUAUCUGUGAUUUUCAUGUUGGUCCAACUAAAAACCUUUUGSUGGAGACAAAAUGGGUGACUUAAAAACACAGGGYRCAAUYGGCGAUUUUCCUAUUUCAUUUUCGUCUGUUUUUGUGAUAAAUCAAAAAUUAUAAARGGAAGAAAAUGGAUAAAAUCAAURACAUUGUGAAAAAGCUUGGUAGCAAGUCUACACCCGCAUUUGAUUCAAGCUAUGACGGAAGAAAAGACGAAUACAUCAAUGUACCAAAAGAAGAACAGGAAGAACUCAAUGAUGAAGAUUACGAGWUUGGCGGGAAGGGCUACAUGCUAGACGAGGAGGAAUCCACUGGAGACGACGAAAAAGACGAUGYCAUCAAGUCAAAACACAAAACAUCAAGUCUGCAAGCAUCUUGGAAUAUAGGGAACCUUAUUCAAGGAACUGGAACAUUAGGUAUACCAUAUGCGGUAAGUCAGGGUGGRUAUAUGUCACUGGUUGCCAUAGUAAUUAUUGCCCUGAUUACAAACUACACGGGAAAGCUGAUCAUUGAAUGYCUGUACGAGAAGCCCGUGGAGCAUGACGGGAGACGAGGACGAAGACUUCGCAGGAGCUACGCCGAGUUAGGACAAUCUUGCUGGAGCCACAAUGGUGCUGUGCUGGUCAGCAGUGCUCAAAUGAUGCAGUUGACAUGCGCGUGUGUUCUGUACCUGAUGUUAGUAGCAGAUUUCUUUAACGACGUUUUUGAAAAGCGUCCAGUUUCCCUCACAGCKUGGAUGCUUCUGUCUGGGUUACUAGUCCUUCCUACCGUGUUUAUUACUCGUCCAAGCCGUAUUUCUUUUCUUAGUAUGUUCAGUGUUUUUUCACUUGCUGUAGUUUUCGCAACUGUAGUGGGCUAUGGAGUAACCCAGAGGCAUGAUUGGGAUUCGCAUAUGCCGCUGAUCACUUUGGGAGGAUUUCCAGUAGCAUGGGGGAUCAUUUUAUUCAGCUUUGUUUGCCACCCCUACCUUCCAGGAAUUGAAGAAACGAUGUCAUCUCCUGAAAGUUUUGAUUCGGUGAUGAACUACACUUUCUUAAUAUCUGCCAUCACUAAAAUCCUGUAUGGUUUUAUAGCWGUUUUAACUUUCAAGACGGAAACAAAGCAACAGAUAUCUGAAAAUCUUCCUCAUGGUAUUCUGGAAAACACAACCAACGCCUUGCUUGGUUUGAAUGGACUUUUUUCGUUUGCACUUCCAGCUUUUACUCUCUUCAAUGUCUUCCAUAAACUUAAUCUAUCGUGUUUUCCACGUUGUUUUCCUGACGAGRCCAACGGCGAAUUAGAUAACUACGAGAAGACUCGUAUAUACGCCCUAAGGGUGAUAUUYGUGGGAACAGUAACCGCUAUUGGUGUCUUAAUUCCCGAGUUUUCACUUUUAAUGGCUAUCAUUGGGAGYUUAUCCGGGGUKUGYCUUGCUCUUGUUUUCCCACCUCUGUUCGAUGUUAUGCUGAACUUAACUACAAUAAGUCCUGCUAAAUACGUCCUCAACAUGUUAAUUGUCUGUAUUGGAAUACUAAGCGGUGGAUUUGGAUUUGUAUUCUCGAUAAUUGCACUUAUAAAAGUGUGUCUUCAAGGAACUUGACUUACACGUAAAGGACUACAUUGUAUAURUAAAUAAUCUACAACAUACGGGUGUGGGCUACAAAGGUUUAAAUCUAGUUAUUUUUGGAUAGGAGCUCAGCAGACCUUUGCAGUCCGGAUGUAGCUCAAAUGAUUUCAAUUCCAGGCUUCCACGUUGCGUGUUUGGAUUAUUUUAUCCUUCGCUUCACCAUGUUGUAUAAAUGAAUACCGGGGUAAUCUGGGUGAUUGUAAUUAUCUAUUUAGCYGARUGGACUUCCUGGUAUUUUGCACAGCUGUCCAAGGUGCCAUUUAGUGAAUGGUUGGCAUAUAUAUACUUUUUAUUUGAUCACUAAUAGUAAUAUUGUACCUACUUGGUCCAAAAACAGACAUUUCAACACGGUUUACUUCGUGUGGUCGRCUUUCUGGAAAACAUCGACAUACCAACUCGUGAAGAGCUAUCCUGAAACCUUUCAUCCUAAAUACAUAGAUUACAGGGUUAACUAGUGAAUUCAUCAUCAGAAGAGAAACUGCGCCGAAGUGUGCUUGGUAAGGGACUGGAAACAUAUCAAUAUCACGGAUUAAAAGUACCAACCCCAUUGGUGUCCAGGUACAGAUUGAAGCUAUGGUCACCAAUAGGACAGUAGCCACCAGUCUUUUCUCCUGUCGAGGUAACCGCUGGGCAUUAAACUGCGGCUGCGUUUUACGAGACUUGAAUUUAAUGUAUAUUGUAAUGUAAGUUGUGCACAAGAUAAGCGUUUUUAAAAUUAUCCAUGGACUUCCUAAAUAAUUUCUCUUGUUUUGUGGAUUAUUCAACGAUGAACUCAUGGCAAUCGUAAGGGCGCAUAUCCAUGGUGACAGAACAAACCACAUGUAAACAGACGAUUUCAGCGUGCGGUGACGCAACGGCCAAAGAGUUGCCAACAUUCGCUCGAAUGCUACAAUGAUUAGCGAAAGCAUAGUAGCGCCCAUAGUGAAAUUAUAAACUGACGUUUGGAUUACUACUGCUGUGCUUCUGUGGUAUAAAAAAUUCUUGUCAACCAAGGCUUUGAUUCCGAAGAGAACUAAGACUACAGUAUUGGAGAUUAAAGUACCCAGACCUACUACCAUGUCUGCCACGGCAAGAUUGACAAGACAGUACAUACUUCUCUUUAAUAAAUGGCGAUUUACCAGAAAUGUGAUGACAGUCAAAACAUUAGCUACAAAUACUGUAAUCGAACCAACAAAAUAAAGUGUUGCCCAGAUAAUCUCGGACGUCUUUGGCUGCCCCCCAAACUUGUCAUAUGAGGAGUUUGCUGGCAUUUUUGAGUUUCCGUGCGUUCACUGAAGACUAAGACAUCCCACGGACAGCUUGGUGGAGAAAUGUAAAGGAAAUCUAAAGGAAACAGAUUAAAUGACAGCUAAUUAUUAAGAUGUUGGUUGUGAUUUUGAGCACGUACGAUGAAAGCAAACUUGAAUUGGAACAAUUUGAAAUGAAUCAAUGGACUCUUCUAUAGAUAUCAGUUUGUAUGGUAGACAAAACCCAUUUUAAGACUGUUGUGUUUUUAUUCGAGUCGACUCUAACCGAAGACGUCAUACUUUGUUUUUUUUUUUCCUCCUGAAUUUGCAGCUGGAGCCCUUGAUGGCAAUGAAUGUCACGAAAAAAGAACAUGUAGAAAGCAAAGGACUAGAGAAAAAGAAGUACGUACUUAGAAAGCUGUCAGCAUUGUUGGGAACAAUACUUACAUAUUCCAUGCAAGUAAAUUCGCUUUUUUUACUAUAUAAAGUAAUAAACAAAUGUUGUCCAGUUCCAGUCCCUUCUGUCGCGCUCCGUUGAAAAGCUGGUCCAGGGCGUUGGCAAGAMACAAGAUAAUUAACCGACUGUAAUAGUUCAGYGACGCCUCARGGCAUAUAUCCGGCAAUGAUUAUGAAUGGCCGGUAAGAAAUGACUGUUAUGGUUUGAACUUCCUUCUUCUAUUAUAUUAGAAGCGCUUGUGGUGUAAAACACUAGUUUCUGCGGAAGAAAUAAAUAUUUUAUUUACGAUUGCACAGAGACGUUAUAAGAAAUUCCAAUCAGUAUAAAUAGUCCGGGAAAUGAUUAUAUACAGGUAAUGAUUUUGUACGUAAUAUAACUUGCAACUACAGGAAUAAUGAAACAAUAUUUUAAUUUACGAUACGUCAUAGUGGAAACUCAAACCUUCUAUGAGCAGUUSCAGCGUUAGAUACAUGGGAUAGACCCUACCUAUCUCGCGCUCUAUGCACUUUUUUAUGUGAAAUGAAGCCAUUUUGCUAACAAAAUAUAUUGUUUAGGCCUUUUCAUGUGAACUGUUUCAAGUUUGUAAUCAGCUGUAAACUGGUUGUCAGCAGAAAAGCCUUGUCAUUUAUCAUUUUAAUAACGCUUUCAUUUGAAAUACUCUUAAAAACCUCUUCAAUCUGAAAGUUGUUCAACUUUGCGCUUUUAUUUAUGCAAAUGUCUAGCAUACAAUGUUAAACCGUUUGAGUACAAUCUAGAGUAAAGUUUUACCCGAAAAGAUUGUAGUAAUGUUUAUGGAGUUUCUAGCUCGGAAACUAAUUAAUA